Messenger RNA from Aspergillus udagawae, 5415 nucleotides. RefSeq lists its product as uncharacterized. NCBI's taxonomy places the organism in Eukaryota, Fungi, Ascomycota, Eurotiomycetes, Eurotiales, Aspergillaceae. The transcript has a single exon. The record is from RefSeq and is a predicted model, not a curated record. Bases 1 to 5415 code for a protein of 1804 amino acids.
AUGGCUGCCAAAGCGUCAAAUUUGACCAACUCUAGCUGCGACUUUGUCGUCGCCACUACUCAGGCUAGUAUUAACUCCGGUCUGCUGGAGCUUCUCAACGAGGAGACCCAACCGAAACAAUAUGUGUGUUUUGUGAAAAAAAGCCGGAAGGACCCUGCCGAGCAAAUCAGCUUGGAGGAUUUGUUGGUCCAGACCGAGGGGGUCAACCCAUUCUAUAUCCCCGAUCAAACCCCCGAAGAUGACGAGCGGAUUUCAAAGCUUAAAGGUGCCCAUUUCAAGGCAGGUGUCAUGCUCCAGAUGGGUAUACCAGAGGGCUAUACGCGCCAGAAUUUGCCCCCGAUAGUCACUCUCAAGACGGCAGACAGUGUAACCUUCAACUUGUAUUGCAAACAGGCGAGAGUGGUCUCGAUGGAAUUUGAUGAGGACGGUGCCUUCUUGAGCGUCUGCGAACAGCCCAAGGGACCCUCUGGCGAUCUUUGGACCAUGACGAUGUCUGUAGAUCUCACCACUGCAGGCCUUGAUGACAAGCUUAAUACCGAUUAUUUCAACAGAAAUCUAAAACUCAAAAGCCAGCUACUUAAGGCGCUUUACAACCUCUCCGGCACUGCAUUCAGCCUCCAGCAGCUACUCUUUGACUUUGACAACGGUCUGUUGGAGAAAACUCCCAAUUUCUCCAACGUGACGAACAAGCAAGCAAAGUUUUACCUGGAAGAAUAUUUCCGCGACAUAUACGUCAAGGCGGCCAAAGAGCAGGGCCUUUCGCUGGUCGCUGUCACUGUCGUCUCGCAGGACCCCGAUACCUCCUCGCUCCACAUGACCGGAUUUGAACGAACGGUGACCAAGGUGGGCGCCAAUAACGGCGAGGCCUCGACCCUGAAUUACCUGUGUGCCAUCAAUAACCACUCGGUGCCAUCGCCAAAUACAUAUUUUGACUGGAACUGGGUGUCACCGGAGGACAUUAAUCAGGAAAGCGGGGUGAUUGCCAUCAAUCGUAACAUUCUAGCCCAGCACAUUGCCGAAAAGCUAAAGCCUGCGUGUGCAGAAUCCUGCUACCUACCGAUAGUCAGUGGGGAAUAUACUAUGGAACUAAGGGGCGGACAGGCUCCCACAGUCACAUUCCCACCGGAGGGCACCAAAGUUAUACAGUUCAAGUACGCCACUGAUACGUGGAUCCCGGCCACUGUGAAGGGCAUGGCACUUGACGGCUCAACUGAGAUGGUCCGGAUUAACAUUAGUCCAGAGUAUGACUGUGAUGUUUACUUCAACCGAAAUAUAAUCGUCGUCGACCAAAAGUUAUGGAUCCUCAUUAUUUAUAACCCUGAUGAAAGAGGCGGCGGAGCAGGGCGGUCUCUAGUGAAGCGAGGCGUGACUGACACAUACGAGAUAUCGGCUGAUCAGACAGGGGCCUUGCAUCUGACUCGAACGGAUGAAAAAACAUGGGACGAUUCCACCACCGGGAAUCCAGGGGACGACCCGGGCUGGAACAUUUACGACUAUCUGAAUCAGAAGUUCCGGGAUCAAAUAUACGACCUUGCCUCGGGCCGGCUUCACGAAUUCCAAAUCAGCCAAAUCGAGAACUUUGUGUUCCCUGGUGCCAGAACUUUUACAUACAAGGAGCCCUGCUUCUCCGAUCACCAGGAUCUCGUCUGCAAGAUAACUUAUCUUGACCCCCAUGAGGUUAGCCCAUCCCAGGACCCCAAGAAGCCCCAAGGGACCCAGGAAGGCGAAGACGAUCAGACAUCUGCUGAGGAUCCGCCUCCUCCCUCCCCGCUUCCUAUCCAAACUGGCACCGUUGGGAAGCUAACGGCAUCCACAGCGUUGAUGCAAAACUACAUCCAAGGGGAGAUUGUGUCUCCCACGGGCAAAUUCGAGGCGCUCCAGACUGGGGAUGGCCAUGCCCUGCUUUUCGGAAUCGACUCAGCCGGGGCUUUCCAUGUCAUUGAGGAACAAAGUGGGACAUUACACACGGGAUGGCAGGUCCACGACCUCUCAACUGCAGCGAUUCAAGUUCAGUUCCCUGGUGAAACCCGGGCGGUUGUUCGCACAUUUGAUGUUGGCCAAAGCGUGGUAGAUGGAAGCAUUGGGCUUAUGAUGGCUGUCCAGCUCGAUGGUAAUGAUCAUCUUUUCUUCUCGUUAGGUAAUUCUAAUGAAGAUCUCUCCUGGAUCACCAGCUCUCACUGGACCAUGGUGCCAUUCGAUCCUGUUAACGAGGUUCCUCAGAAGAUCGCUGUUCGUGGGGCACUUUUCGCGGAAACUGAGGAAUGUAAGCAAUACUUGGUGGUGGACAUUGACCGACCCUCACAAAACGCGACCGAUCCGCAUAUUGCGCGGUAUCAUAUCGAUUCGGCUUGCAUAAGUGGCCACUACUGGGUUAAACACGAUGUAACCAUCGAUCUCGCCGCCUCGAGCUAUCAAAGUGCCGUGGGUCGGAUGCGGGGGAAGCCGGUUGAUGGCAUCUACAACGCGGGCACGAGCGGGACUGGAGGAGCAGGACAACUGAUUUAUGAACCCGUAAUAAACGCAUAUGGAGACGGCCCUGCUGCCCCGGUGCGCUUGGAACUGCCCGGCGGGGCCAUUCCGUCGGCCAUCGCCACGGCUCACAGUGAUGGCCAGGAUGGUAGUACGGAUCUCUACACGGUCGGGGGCUCCACCCUGUAUUGCUUCCCAGCGGACUGGGAGGAGGGCGUGAGUGAACCACUAGCACUGUGCACAAGUGACUUCCUAGCCGGAACCGACACUCUCCGGGCCAUGACCCAUGGGGGCAUCACGACCCUGUGGGGACGUAAUCAGAGCAAUCAGGUGUACUACCUCUCAAGUCCGACCAGUCAGGUCUUUACCCCGGCGGCGUGGAGUGCGCCUGUUCCCAUCCUCACAGAGAUUGAGCAUAUGUCUGCCUAUGUAAACUGCGCUGACGGAGGGAACACAAUCUUUACCGCUGGAAAUGGGCGGCUUGAGAGGAUCAUCCAGGGCUCCGAGGCUACCGGAAGGGUUUGGCGAACACAUGAGAUUGUUAUUGCUGCACCUCCGCAGCAGAAAUGUAUCAGUAUCCGCUCUUACACGACCACUAUCCACGCCACACAAUCUAACGGCAAGUCCCCGAUCCCCAAGGCCACGGUCCAGCUGUCUUCCAACAGCCGGGCUCCGGUAUAUAUCAAUGGGAUUUACUACGUGCUAAAUCCCGUAACUCCUGUCCUGGUCUCUGCCGAUGCGACAGGAACGCUUACGGUGGUCGAGACGAUAGACAGCCUCCAAGCCGCCGUGCUGACAGUGUCUCUUGCCAACACAACCCUCGUCGUCAACCCGAUGGACAAUACAAUGGCCAAAAUAAACGAGCUGAGCUCCGCAGAGAAACUCCGCGGCGCGCAGGUCCCCACUCAGAUAAUUGCUGGUGGGAUCAUGGAUUCACCCGGCCUGACACUCCUAGUGGAUCCAUCCACUAACGACGAGGACGUGGAGGCAGUCGCUCACAGCCUGGGUCUCCUGAAGGAUGCCUAUGACAAGAUCCGUGACCCAAGCAAAACACCCAGCGUCACUGAGACCUCCAUAUGUCGUGAUCCCCAGCCACAGGCGCUGGUCAGAAGUUCCGUGACCCACCUUGCGAGGGCCAAGGCCACCAACUUCGGGGUCUUCGAUGAUUUCUGGCACACUCUUGGGACAGCCUGGGGCGAUUUCAAAGACUGGCUGGGCUCAGUGGGGGAUGCGAUCGCUGCUCCCUUUGGAGACCUCUGGCAGGGAUUGAAGCAUGAAGGCGAGGCUUUCGGCCGGCUUUUCUGCGACGCGGGCAGUGGUCUCUGGCACUUUGUCGUGCGGAUUGGCGGCAAGGUCUUCCACACGGCACUGGAUACCUGGCAUUCAUUCAUCGGCGCUGCAAACUGGCUGAUUGGGAAAGUGGUCGACUUUGCUAAGAACGCGUGGGCCUGGUUCCAAUCCCUGCUCAACUGGCCUGAUAUUCGGCGAACCAAGCAGGUCGCGCACAACGUGAUCCGUCUGUGGAUGCAACACCAGGUGGAUCAGAUCCCUGAAAUCGCCCGCCGGUGGGAUCAAACCAUCACUGAAUUUAGAAAUACCGUCAACCAGUUUGCUGGGAUCACUGAUUUUAGUCCCCUUGAUGAUAGUAACAAUGUGCUGAAGAAACCUGCUACGGAGGGAGCGGCGAACCCUAACGAGUGCCAGACCCCGGACUCCCUACUGCUUGCCAACAAGUACCGAGAUCAUGCACAUGAGCUCACGAUUCUCGGGGAUAACAGCGCGACGACCGACGGAGUAGAAGGGUUGCUGAAUGAUCUGCUGACCGCGAUCUCCCAGGAGGGCGCUAUUCUGGGGGCGGUAUUGGACCAACUGCAAAAGCUCAUCAAGGACUUUUCCACCCUCAGUAUAGAAGAAAUACUCAAGCGGCUGAUGGGCAUUGUGGCUGAUACCGUGCUGUCCAGCGUACAGGUGGUGGUUGACGCGCUAUUAAAAGUCCUCCAUACCGUUGCGCAAUCCCUUGUUAACGUGCUGGAUACCAAGGUCCAUAUCCCUGUGAUCUCCGAUCUCCUGAACCUUGUUGGGGUGCCUGACCUGUCCUUUCUUGAUCUCUUCGCCUGGAUUAUUGGCAUGGCGUACACUGUGGUCUACAAGAUCACCCACAACAAACAAGCUCCUUUCCCCGCUCAUGAUAACACAGUGUCCGCCAUGAUCUCCGCAAACUCCUGGGGAGAGCUUACCGCCCUGUUCGGGCAGCCCUCUGACCCCGGGUCCUUCUCCUCCUUCGCUGCUCGCCCCAGCCAGCUCGCUACCUCUUCCUCCGCCCCGGAAACGUAUUGGUUCCGCCACGGCCACACCCUGGCUGCUCUUGUCGGGAUCCCUCUUACCGGGAAAGCGAUGGCCGACGCCGAAGGCGAAAGUAUGCCCACGCAGGCUGCCGUUGCGGGGUUCGUGCUGACAGUGACCGCCGCGGGCCUGCAAGCCAGCGCCAACCUCUUCUCUCCUCGAGACCCCAUCACCAAUAAGAUCAUCACUUAUUCCUCGGAUGGCGUACUCGCCAUCCGCCUCGGCUGCCUGGGUUACUUCUCCGGGGCAUUUAAAUCGGUCACAGAGUGGAUAGGGGGCAAGGUGCGAAUGCCGAAAAUCGGCAAGCUGCAGAUCAAAAAUGCCCAGGGCAUUGGGGCCAUCGUGGAUGCCGUUCUUGUGCUUCCGAGUAUCGCGGUCACUGGAUGGCACAUCGGCGAGUUGAUACAGAAGCCUGCGGGCAAGGUCCGGUCCGCGGCUAUUUUGGAGGAAUGUGGGAAUGUGGUCAGCUAUAUCUCGCGGGCUUCAACCGCGAUCGCGCUCAACGAUCCCGAACCGGAUUCUAAGGAAAUUGCAGUGGGGUUGGCAGGUGCGACUACCAUGAUUGUAGCGGGAUUUCAGUUUGCGGAGGCGGAAUGGUGUUGA